Molecule: messenger RNA, 1951 nt
Organism: Colletes gigas
Lineage: Eukaryota; Metazoa; Arthropoda; Insecta; Hymenoptera; Colletidae
Product: 27 kDa hemolymph protein-like
Exons: 4
Coding region: 359-1279 (306 amino acids)
Source: RefSeq, a predicted model, not a curated record
CCCAGUAGCUUCAGUAUCGAAGUGUCGUUCAUGCAUGUUCACGGAGUGUCGUUCUGUCCUCUGCUUCUCCAAUCACGUCUCGCUCUUUCGUUUUCGUUCUUCUCCCUUUCACCGAUUUUCCGAGCAACGCUGACACAUUGCUGUACGCCUCUCAUAACAAACAGUGGCAGCACAACGCAUAAAGCCAACACGACAGUAAUCGUGAUGCGUAACUGAAGGUGCAUUUCCAUUUCGUUCGUGUCGUAUACGUGCAUAUUUCCUGCGAAGAUACUUCGCAGGCACAGUGGUUUCGACGUUGAAAAGAGUCCACAAUACUUUCCGCCCGAACGUGGUGCUGUGUGAAAAGAAAAAAUUGGAAAUGACCAAAUACUCGACAGUCACGGCCGUAGUGUUUCUUUGCGGUCUCCUUGGGCACACCAAUUCGCAAGGAAAUGAACCUAUUGUAGACACAGUAUUAAACAAAGUUUCAAAUGUCAUAGAUUUGAACAAUAGUAACGCAUCAGUGAUCUCAGUUGUAGAGAAUCUGAAUACAUCCGCGAUUCCAGAACUUAAUGAGGCAAAAAGCCUAUUCAAACAAAAAUGCAAUAAAAAUGGAGGAGAAGGUGCAUUUGAAAAUGCUGAUCGUGCCAAGGAUGAGAUAAUGCAGUGCCUUAAAUCAUUCGUCAACAUUACGGUACUACAAGAAGAAAUGGAAAAAUAUAAACCUACUGGAGAUUUGGAUAUUGUGUUCAAAAAUUACUGCCGCAGAACUCCUAUUCUUAAGAAGUGUGUGAGCAACUUUACAGCAGCCAUAGAACCUUGUUUGGAACCAAAAGAAAGGGAAAAUAAGAAAAUAAUUCAAAAUAUCACUGACUCUCUCCUCAGUUUUAUAUGCUUCAAGGAAGGAGAUCGCAUUGCCCUUUUUAUAUCUGCCGAUGGACCAGAAUGUUUACAAUCAAAGCAACAAGAAAUUGAAAAUUGUGUCAAUACUACAUUUGGAAAUUACUUACCCCCUAUGGAUUCUAAUAAUAGACUUUUAGGAGGAUUGGACAGCCUUCCAUCUCUUAUUCUUGGACCUAAGGAAUGCACGGACGUUUCUACUCUUAAAACAUGUAUCGUGAAUGAACUGGAAAAAUGUUCAGACCCAACACCAGCAAACAUUGUAGACUCUAUAUUUAAUUUUAUUUUACGGGUAACGCCAUGUGAGGGUUUAAUGACGGUUCAAAGUGCUGCUUCUAGGUCUACAAUUAAUUUUCUAGCAACGAUAAGCAUAGUAUUUUUAUUAUUAAAAUUCAUCUGAAGUAAAUUUAACUAAAUUUCACAUGUUAUACAUAUCAUGAUUCAGCGUCAACGAAUACAUGCAAUCAAAUGAUUUUGUAAUCAAUUACAUAUUUCUUUCGAUCACCAUAUAUUCUAAUAAAAUAUCUUAUGGGAUGUGAUAUUUUUCUUUCGAGUAUAAUUUGAACUUAAGUGAUAUCAAAGAAGAAAGUCAGGUAACAUAUUCAAGAAAUAGCAAAUAAUUUUUUUCUGUUUAUAAUCUGUUUAAUGUCUAACUUAUACAUGACUAUUAUAUUUGGCUAAAAUAGUUAUUAAUAAUUGAGGUGCUUCAGAAAAGACUGACAUAUUCAUAGGUGUCCAUCUGUAAGCAUAAACAAAAUCUAAAUGUAAACUAUAACUACAAUAAGGACAACAUUCCUUGACUUUGCUACACUUUGAAUAUGUUAAAUUUUGUACUAUAGUUACAUAUUUGAGCAAGUUGAUACAAUCUUGUAAUAUAAAUACUAUUAAUUAUAUGGAAUAAUACAACUCACACAAUUGUAUUCAUCAUUCACCUAUUAUUUCUGUUACGUUGUAGAAACUGUGUUUUUUAAUUUUUUAAUAUUUAAAAGAAUGCAUUAUUAACUUUGAAUCACAGGUAUGAAUAAAUUCAUCGAUUUAUUGUUACAUUCUUAUCGUAACAAAAAUGCAUCGU